AUGGAAUCUCCUACUUACGGCCUUUCAGUAAACAUCUACGGCCGUGGCGACGCCAAACUCGGCGAUGGCCCCUCCCACAUGGGAGUCGCCAUCUACAAACACGGCUCCUCAAACUGCGAAAUGCAUCAUAUACGCAACCCCACAGACGAAGACUUCGUUUACGAUCCCCGGCCACAGCCGAUCGAAGACCCGGUCCUUAAAGGACGCUGCGAACUUGCUUCUCUAUCUUCUGAGCAGAGCCAGCAAGCUGAUAGCCUGCUCUCUGCGUUUGGGAAGGAUGGAUCCAAUAUCCCCAAGUUCGGGGUUGGAAAUUGCCAAGACUGGGUUGCUGGUGCUGUUGGAAUGCUUGAGCAUACUGGUGUUGUUUCCUCUGGAGAAGGAAUAUUCUGGAAGAGUAUGAUUAACAGGAGUUCGGAGGAAAUGAAAAAUGAGUGUCUUCAAGCAGGCAAGACAUGGAUAGACGGUCCGGAAUCGACGUAUGAAGGGGAGCCUGAUGCAAAGUUUGUGGAUAAAGAACGAUAUACAGUGAAGCCUGUUGGGAAGUUGGCUCAGAAUGAGGUGUUUCGGGCACGAAUGCAAUCGCUUCUGGGCCCCAAGGGGAGUGGAGAGAGUGAUCGUGAUGAGACGCCCGUAGAACGGCCGUUUUAUGUAUCGAGUCCGUUUUUUAGUAAGAUGAAUGAGAGGAAUGAUUGA
Messenger RNA from Penicillium expansum, 693 nucleotides. RefSeq lists its product as uncharacterized. The coding region runs from base 1 to 693 and encodes 230 amino acids. The record is from RefSeq and is a predicted model, not a curated record. The transcript has a single exon. NCBI's taxonomy places the organism in Eukaryota, Fungi, Ascomycota, Eurotiomycetes, Eurotiales, Aspergillaceae.